Messenger RNA from Doryrhamphus excisus (bluestripe pipefish), 3599 nucleotides. It is a transcript of the gene crsp7, whose product is annotated as cofactor required for Sp1 transcriptional activation, subunit 7. Gene Ontology annotation, biological process: positive regulation of gene expression; regulation of transcription by RNA polymerase II. Gene Ontology annotation, molecular function: transcription coregulator activity. Gene Ontology annotation, cellular component: mediator complex; nucleus; core mediator complex. Lineage: Eukaryota; Metazoa; Chordata; Actinopteri; Syngnathiformes; Syngnathidae. The record is from RefSeq and is a predicted model, not a curated record.
CGGGGAUGUUUACUGUGCUCGGCGCGGACGUCAGAGCGCACACAAUCCCAGCAUGCACCGCGAGGCCGUUGAGAGAUCCAGCAGCUGGUAGUGAGUCGCCAAAGCGCCGAGCAGGCAGCAACCCUGCGGUCCACACACAGACAGCACAUACAUUAUUUCAGCCUCCAUGUGAGGGGGAAACUCACUUGUCUACCUUUCCAGGCGGCAGGAAAAAUAUGCUGUGCGGACGCCUGACGAGUCACUGCGGCGGCUUUUGAGUCACUAUUGUGUUUCGGUUUCCAUUUUGGAGGAUUCCUCCCUCCAUCCUCCGAUUCGCACCGAACAGGCAAUGACAACGGUCUCAGCAACCCCGCAGCAGAUGAGGGACCGGCUGCUGCAGGCCAUCGACAGUCAGAGCAAUAUAUGCAAUAUGGUGGUUGUACUUGAGGUGAUUACCUGUCUUGAGAAGUAUCCUAUCACCAAAGAAGCACUUGAGGAAACCCGACUUGGAAAACUGAUCAACGAUGUACGGAAGAAGACCAAGGAUGAAGACCUGGCCAAGCGUGCCAAGAAGCUCUUGCGAAACUGGCAGAAGCUGAUCGAACCCGGGCCCGCCGUGGCUGCAAGCACCCCGGGCUCCACCAAUGGCAGUUCUCAUCCCUGCAGGACGGACGCCUCGCCGCCCGACAUCUCUUUGUCAGGGAAGGGGGUCCCCGAGGUUAAAGGCAGAAAUGAUGUUCACAACACUUACUCGCCCAAGGCUGAAAAAUCAAGCAGCCGCAAGCGCAGAGCGGAGCACAGAGACAGUGGAGUGCACUUACCAGAGAAAAUCUCAAAGAUGUCUUCGUAUGACAAUUCUGUUUCACCGCCCCCCACGAACGGGAUCGCAGGCAGCCCCGACGCCUUGCUUGAGCAGGACGUCGUCCCCUCCCCUGACCGAUCUCGACUAGAACACCUUGACAAUGAUAAAAUCAACAGAAUUCCAGUAAAUGCUGUCAAGCCUCGGCCCAGCUCCCCCGGAGUGGCCAAACUACCUAGCACUUCGUCUUUAAUCAAGGUUGCUGUGAUGCAGCAGCAGGCCAGAAUGGAUGAUGGUGGCGGAGGGGGGCAUUACCAGGCCAGAAGCCCCCGUGGUCUUUCCACCAGUCCAAGGAGCACAAAGCAAGAUGCCACGACCAAGCGCUCUGCGGUAUAUGCACAAAAGUUAACGUCUGUUCCCAGCCCUUCGCCAAGGGAUUCUCCUUUGCCUUUGUCCCAGCCCUUGUCCUCCCCAGCUCACUCUUCUCAUAGGUCUGCAAUGCACUGGGCCACCUCACCGGAGGUCUCUUCUCAUUGCUCAUCACAGGACUUAAGCAUGUCACUGGAAUCCCCUGCAGUUUCCCUGUCGCCCUCUCACCCCCAACACAACUCAGAACUGUAUCGGCAGGCGUCCGAAGGAGCCAUGACUCUUUCUGACGACACGGACGGCUUGCUGACGUCCACCUUGGAGUAUAAAAGGAGAAAGUACCGCUCCAGAGACUAUUCUGUCAACUUAGACGGCCAGAAAGUAGAGGACACGACUAAACCAGUACGAUUAAAAGAACGCAGACUAACAUUUGACCCUGUCACAGGUCAGAUCAAACCCCUAGUCCACAAGGAACCUUCUCAAUCCGAGGAACCCCCUAACCCUGAGCCCCCCAUGGAGUCCAGGCAGAGAACUGAAAGCACUGUACCGCAGGCCCCAGCGCCAGCUCCCGGCCCAGGCCCAGGCCCCAACCCUUUCCACCAAACAAACUGGAAGGAGCUGUCCAGAAAUGAAAUCAUCCAGUCCUACUUGAACCUUCAGAGCAACGUGCUCACCUCGUCCGGGGUCCAGGCCCCGAGCGCACACUUUUUCAUGUCCGAGUAUCUGAAAAGGGAAGAACAGGGCGUGAAAGAGUCGAGGAAAAUGCAUGUUUUGCAGGCAGAUAGCCCAACGGGGGAUUUACCGGGCGUGAGUCGGGAUGUAAAUGACGAGGACCUGGACAGGAUACAAAGCCAGCACUGGCCAGGGGUCAAUGGGUGUCUGGAUACCAAUGGCACCUGGUAUGACUGGACAGAGUGCAUAUCAUUGGACCCUCAUGGGGAUGAAAGCAAACUGAACAUCCUGCCGUACGUUUGCCUAGACUAAGGGGUUCUUUUUUCCAACUCCUGUUUUUGUCUCCCCACAGAGACAAGAUCAUUUGUGAUUUUGUUUGUCCACUGUGAGUUUGGCAAAAGCCAAGCCUGCUAAACUCUCCCCAGCCCACACCGCCCGCCCCUCCCGUGCCUCUUCUUUCUGUGAUUGAGAGAUUUUGGUAUAAAAAAAAAAGAUGACAAAUUAAAAAGAAUAUUUGAGUUUGUGAUACCAAGGGCUGCUUUUGUUUUCAUUUUUUCAAGCUGGGAGCUACAGGAAGUAUCCGGCCCAAUUUGCAGAUUGCUGCUAGUAGCUCACAAGACAAAAAAGAAGGGCAGAAUUAUCCCUGCUAGCAGGAAAACAUGCUCACGGGGAAAAUAAUGCCCCCGCCGCUUUGUUUUUCUGUUUGAUUUCUACAAUUGAGGGUGGGUUGGCGUUUUGCUGUCCUGUUUCGGGCCGUCAAUGUUUGUAGAUUAACAUGUCUCCUGUGUGAGGGGCAUAACUGGCGGUUACAAGAAGCUUUAUGUGAAUUCUGAAAGUAAAUUAUAAAUUUCUUGUCAUGUACACAGCUAUUUAUUUCAACCAGUACAUCUUCUAUCCUCCCAUUACCUGACGUUGGCAAAAAACUGCUUUGCUUCCUUUUCCUGUGUUCAAAUCUCAUCUUUCUACUUUUAUUUUUAUUUCCAUCGGUUUUCCCGAUAGGCCAGUUCAAGCGGUCACAACAUUCCACACAGACCUUCUGCCUUACUGCGCAUUCAACUCCUUUAUGCAUCCAACAAAGACAAACUGGUUUAAGUUCAAAUUCAGAUUGCAAGACCAGUGCCAGUGGUGAAAUGUGUCCAAAACUUAAAUCUGACACAAGAAGUAGUAUCCAAUGAAUCUCCCUUAAUUUAGAUGAGUUUUUAUGGCUCUCAAUCAGGAUCAGUUAUUCCCCUACACCGGAUCAGUUCAUGCAUAAACUGUUCAUAGUUUUAGUCCCAUUUUGAGAUUGUGUAUCUGCGGCUCUAUUGAGUAUACAGUUUAGUAUCAUUUUUGUUUGUCCAUUGUCAAGCCAAACAAUAAAAGGGAGAGAGCUUGGUGUCACAUCUUCCUUUCCAUCUUUGUGUGACCACAAAAACCUGAUUUUUUUUUUUUUUGCCUCCCGUUUACACCAGUCUUUCACCAUUAUCUCAUCAUUCUUCCCUACCAAUGUGCCUUGGUAAAUUGUAAAUCUGGAUUUGCUUCCGCAUGCAAGGCUCCCGUCCUUGCGGCUGGGUUUAUAGAGAACUCCAAAUCCCAUGAUCAGUGUGAUACUGGUAUAAUGCACUGUGCCUGUUACUUGGUUUGGUUUUUCUACACAAUAAGGGAGGAAGUGCAGACAACAGGUAAAAAAAAAGUGCACAAGUCAGCUGGCAAUAAAAAAAGUGCUACAACUGAUAGAUAAGAAUAUGCUUUCUGGAGUUUUGACUUGGGCGUCUUUGUUCAGUGUUUAACAUCUCUCAAUUAU